Solea senegalensis (Senegalese sole) is the source of this 9928-nucleotide messenger RNA. Its product is annotated as golgin subfamily B member 1. Gene Ontology annotation, cellular component: Golgi apparatus. Bases 158 to 8017 code for a protein of 2619 amino acids. The record is from RefSeq and is a predicted model, not a curated record. The transcript has 29 exons. Lineage: Eukaryota; Metazoa; Chordata; Actinopteri; Pleuronectiformes; Soleidae.
UCUCGCUUGCCUGUUGACAAAUGUGACCGUAGCACAUCAACUGUGUGGAAUUUCGGAUUUAUUUUGGGAAUAAAAUGUAAUUGAACGGAAUGUUGUCGACGAACUGACGCUUCUGGGAAAUCUUCAUGAAGCCGUGGACCCGGCUUAAAGAGACACCAUGCUGAAGUGGUUUUCCGGUGAAGAGGGAGAUCCUGGGUCGGGUGGCCCAGGAUCUCCCCUUAGUGCUGCAGGUGGUGGAGAGCUUGCUGUCGAAGAAAUGGCAGAGCGACUUAGCCAAACGGAGCAGCUUGUCGCUCAUCUGAAGGAAAUGAUACGGGAAAAAGAUGCAGCCCUUCGCACCAAAGAUGACCAGCUGAAGGUGGAGAAGGAGGAGUGUGAGGCCAAACUGACAAAGGCGCGUCUCCAGAACAAGGCUAAGGUGACGUCUCUCUCAGCGCAGCUGGAGGAGCUGAGAAAACAGCAAGGAGGUCAAGGCACGCCGAAACACAGCAAGAAGGGGUCAUCAGAAGGAGGUGGAGGAGAGCAAGCUAGUCGUGGCAAGAUUGUCUUGUUAAAGAAGAAAGUUGAGGAACUAGAACAGCAGCUUUCACUUAGAGACAGUGAACUGGAAAGCAAGCGGAAGGAAGUAGAGUCACAUUGUCAACGAGGUGAGGAAAUCGACGCUAUGCUGACCGAGAAGGACAGGAAACUGGCAGAGAAGGAGGCCUACAUCGUCCACCUGCAGACAGCAUUUGCAGGAGAUCAGCCCAUCGCACCUGCACUUCAGCAAAAGGUGGCAGAGGACAGUGGAGCAAUGCAGGAGCUUCAGCUGCUGAUUCAGAGUCUGACCAGGAAGGUGGGAGAAGCAGAGGAGCGCUACAGUUUGCUGCAGGAGCAGACAGAAAGCCUCAAGGAGCUGCUGGUCACAGAGAAGGAGCAGUAUGCACAGAAGGAGACCAUGUAUAAACAGAAUAUCCAGACUUUCAAAGACAUCAUCAUACAGAAAGAUAAUCAGCUGACGGAGAUCGGCCAAAUGCACGAACAGGAGCUCUUCAAGCUAGCAGCAAAGUCUGAUGCCAGUGCAGACUUGGAGCAGCUUUUGAAGGCUCUGAAACAGAAGCUCCAUGAGAAAGAGGAGGUGCUGCUCGGUAAAACCCAGGUCAUUGAUGUUCUCCAGGGAGAAGUGGAUGGCAGGGACCAACAGAUUCAGGAGCUCACUGAGCGGCUUCGACGGUUACAGGUCGCACGAGAGAGUUUGGAAUCCAAGAUGGAGGCAGAGAAGCAUGUGAUGCGAGCACAACUUCGUGACCUGAUGGAGAAACAGCAGGCGGAGGCGCAGCGGAUGACCGAACAACAUCAGCUACAGUUGGACCAAACCAAGCAGGAUCUCUUGGUGCAACUGGAGGAGCUGAGGAGAGCCUCAGUUGCAGCGCCACCUGCCUGUCAGGAGACCUCGGGAACUGGAGGUGUGCCUGCUGAUUCAGCCCUCAGCCAGAGAAUUUCUGAGCUGGAAGUCCUUGCAAAGCAGAAAACAGAUGAAGCCAGCAAAUCAGAAUCCAAGUUCCUGAAGAUGAAAGCCUGGUCCAAAUCCCGGAUCAGACAGUUGGAAGACGAAUUGAAGAAAAGCCAGGCUGGAGCGGCGCCCCCAGACCUGACUGACCUGCGUAGUCGCAUAACUUCACUUGAGGAGGAGAGGGAGGAAAAUCUUUGGAAAUUUGAGCAAUAUGAGGAGCUCAAAACAAAGAACGAAAUGCUGGAGGCUAAGCUGGUGGUGUAUGAGGAGCAGCAGAGAACACUGCAAGCCGACCUGGAGCAGUUCACAAAGAGGGCUGCCUCUCAGGCCAGUGAGUCGGGCAGUGCGGACGACACUCAGAGCCAGGUCCUGGAGUGGCAGGAGAUGGUGACUGAGGCUGUCAAUGCCAGGGACCGGGCCAGGGAGGAGAAGGCUAAUAUGGCACUUCGUAUCAGCCAAAUGGAGGAAGAGAGAGAGGAACUGAUUGAGGAUGACUGGUUCUUUCCUGGCUGCUCCGAUCCAGCACUGGCCACUCAGCAGCAGGAGUUGGAGGAGGAGCUGGCUCAAGCUCGGGGGCUCGGUCAACACAGGGCCAAGAAGCUAACGGCUCCAGCCCAACGCAGCCUGCAGGAGGACUUUGAGUUCGAUGGACAGGUCCCAUUCCAUGACCCACACAGUACCUCGGAGAGCACGACCCCGAUGGAGGGAGAGAAUAUGGGAGGUUGGUGGCCCGAGUACAGUUCUCCAGAUACAGAUGGUUUACGGUCUGUUGUGGAAGAGCUAGAGCUGGAAAGGAACCAGCUGCAGGAGCAAAUCCUGAGUCUGGAGGAGCGCUGUCAGGAUUUAGAGGACCGGCUGCAGCUGCAGGCGCGCAUUGAGGCACUGCAGAACGAGUCGGAGAAACUUCAGAGCCAGCUUGCCAGUGUCCGAAGUCAACAGAGCAGAGAUGCAGAGAAGCAUCAGCUGUUGGUUAGCAGUCUCAAUGAACAGCUCAAAGGGCUGAGUGACACACAAGAAUGCCUGGAGAGUUCCCUCAUUGAGAAGGAGAACACUUUAGCCAAAACAUCAGAGAAACUCGAGCUCAUCAGCAGCCUCAGAGAAUCUCUGAGCGAGAAAGAGAUACAGUACAGAGAUGUGUCUGACAAGCUCCUCCAGGCUGAUCACGCUCUCGAUAACAUUUCCAAGAAAUUCAGCAGCUCAGAGAAACAGUGCUCCGAGUUGAGAACAGAAGUUUCCGACCUCACGCAGAAGUUGACUGCGCUGAAGGAGAAGACACAAAAACAAGAUGUCACCAUAGAAACUUUACAAACUGAGCUGGAUCAGACAAAUGAGGAGUUGGAUAAAUUAAACUCUGCCCACUUGGAAGAAAGAGCCCAACUCAUUCAUGACCUUCAAACCUGUGAGCGGGAAAUUGAUAGUCUUAAGGACACGGUGUUGGAAAAAGACAAAGAGAUAUCAGCCCUCUCUGUUAACAUGGCUGAGUACACAGAGCAGAUCUUGGUGCUAAAGCAGGAUGUCAAACUCAAAGAAGAGAGUCUGAUUCAGGUAGAAACAGUUCUUCGGAAAGCUGAGCAGGAGGCCAUGAUUAUCAGAGAUUCACAAAAUUCAGACCAGCAGGCUCUAAACAGCAAAAUCACAGAGGUGGUCGAGAAACUCAAUGACGCUGAGGAGGAGUUAGUCAAGGCCAAAGAGAAGGCAGAGUACAAAGACGCUGAGGUGGAGCAGCUGCUAAAGCAGGUCGAAGAUGAUAAGAAAAUGAUUCAGGAGCUUCGAGGGGAGCUCCAGAAACAGGUGGGGAGUCAUUCUCAUCAUCUACUUGAAUGUGAAACACACAUCACCUCAUUGAAGGAACAGCUGAUGUUAUCCACUCAGAAGCUGCAGGAGUCAGAACAACUGGUUUUACAACUCAAUGACAAAAACACCAACAAUGAUAAAUUAGAGCAAGAGCUUCACGAUAAAGAACAGACGUAUGAAAACGAACUAAAAUCCUUCAAGGAAGAACACAACAAGCUUCUGGCACAGGUGGAAAAAUACAAUAAUGAAAUGCAAAAAUUGUCCAAACAAUUAGAGGAGCGAACACAGAGUGAGGAACACAUCCACAAAGAGAUGCAAGAGAAAGUUGAAACACUCGAAAAGCAGCUGAGUGCAAAUGAUAAACAUGCCGAGGAUGAAAGGCAGAAACUCAGCAGUGAAUUGCAAGUGCGAGAUUCCGAAAACCAGAAAUUGAGCAGUGAGCUUAAAAGCAAAGCUGAAAACAUCUCCAAACUCAAGAACCUUUUAAAAAGCACAAAGGCUGAGAAGCAGAGGGUGACUGACGAGCUUAAGUUGCAAAAGCAGGCAGUCAAAGAGCUCAAUGAAAAGGUAUCGUCUGCACUUGAACUCAAUAGCUGCCUAGAGAGUCAGGUACAGUGCCUAACGAAAGAAAAAGAGAGACUUACAGAAGAAGUGAGUGAAAGUAUACAAAACAAAGAUUCCUUACAAGCCCAAAUAUCCAUGUUGGAAACACAGAAUUCACAAAAUGAUACAACUCAAAAAGGGCUUCAAAGAGAUAAUGAGCAACUGACUCUUCAGAUCAAGGAGUUAAAUGGAGUCCUUGAACAAAGUACACACUCCACCACAGAGGUCCUCUUAGCAAAAACAAAUGAAUGUAGUCGUCUCAAUCAGAUACUAAGAGAGAAGGAGGAUGAGGUGAAGCAGCUGCAGGACCGGGUGCAAAAUUUGAUGUCUGAGGUCGAUCAGAUUAAGCUUGAUGGAGCACAGAAGGAACAGGCCACUGUUGAUCUCCACAUGCAAUUAGAGGCUGAACAAAACCAACAAACACAACUCCAGGAAACUGUGUUUAUGCUGCGAGAGCAGGAAAGCAGUCUGAGGUCUGGGUUAAUGGAGAAGGAUGCUAAAUUAAAAGAGAAGCAGGAAGAGUGCCAUGGUUUACAGAAUGAAAUUUCCAAGCUGCAGGCUGAGGCUGAGUCACUUAAAGAAGAGCUCACACAACUCAGACAGCAACUGCAUGAGGGAGAUGAAAUGUUAAAAGAUACAAUGCAGCAGUGUCAAAAACACAAAGACGAAUUAAAUCAUGCAACCAAGACUGUUGAGGCUCAGAGGGACCAAAUCAGCGUCAUGGAGGAAAACACCAGAAAGCUGAAGUCUGAAGCAGAGCUGUGGCAAGCAGAAUUGUCUCACUCCAACAGCCGUAUCCAGACGCUCAUUGAGGAAAUCCAACAGCAUCGAGCUGCUUGUGAAUCCAGAGAACAGGAGUUAGUUCAGCAAACACAGUUGGCCACAAACCUCGAUUCACAGCUUAAAGUAACUCUUGAACAGAUCUCCGAUCUCAGCAAGAAUAUUAGUACUCUAACAGAAGAUAAUCAGACACUAAAAAAAGAGUUGUCUCAGAACAUUACAUCAGUUUCUGAACUUACCACUGAAAUGAGUUCACUCCAGGAAAGAAAUUCUGGCUUUGAAAUCGAAAUUUCAAAUAGUCAGAAAGAAAUCAGCAGCCUCUUGAGGGAAAAGGAGGAGCUCACUGUUGCAGUAAAGGAAUUAAAACAUAUUCUGAAAGAAAGUGACGAGUUAAACUCUGCAGGUUUAUUUGAGAAAACAAACGAGUGUGCUAAUCUGUCAAAAACAAUAAGGGAGAGAGAAGAACAACUUCAGAGUAUACAGGAACAUGUUGAUGGAUUAAAAAUGCAAAUCAGUCAAUUUAGCAAGUCCUCGGAAGAGAAAGAAGCAGCAUUAUCAGAACAGAGGUUUCAGCUUGAGGCUCAGCAGAAUCAACUGCUACAACUUCAGGAUUCUGUAUCAGCUCUACAGGAACAAAGCUCUGCGCUGAAGUCUGGGCUAAUGGAGAAAGACUUGUUGUUGCAGCAGACAGCAGAGGAAUCUAGAGUUUAUCAGAAUGAAGUUGCGCUACACAAGGAACUCGUAUCACGACUGCAGGAAGAGGUACAAUUGCUAAGACGAGAGUGUUUGGAUGUGAAACAGCAGAUAGAACAGAAAGAACAAACACUAAAUGAAGUGUCUAAAGAGUUUCAGAGCCAAAAAGAUGAGCUGAAUAAACGAAACGAAUCAGUGAUUUCACUCAGCAGUCAGCUUGGUGCCAUGAAUGAGAAUGCAGCAGAGAUGGAGAUUGAAAUGACAAACCUGAAGGAUUCUGUCCAGAAGCUCACUGCAGAGAAGAGUCAGCUGACACAGGAGGACAACCAGAGGAAAGCAGAGAUUGUAGACUUUAAAGACAGCAUUCUGGCCCUAAAUGAGCAGAACACAAGUUUAAAGUCUGAACUUCAGAACAUAGUGACAGAGGUCACAGAACUCAGACAAUUUGUCUCUGAUAAGGAGAUUGAGCUCAAAGCAGCAUAUGCUGAGCUGGAGAAUCUUACUCUGACCUUGAAAGAAAAAGAUGACACCCUGAACCAAAAGGAGAAUCUGAUACAGCAGCUCAACAGCAACAUCACUGAGCAGCAGGGGCAGCUGAAGCAGAAAGCAGACGACAGUGUUGGUUUGAAUACAAAAGUUUCAGAUCUUGAAGAUUGUGUCUGCAAGCUCAGAGGUCAAGUUGAAAACCUUACUGCAGAGUCCUCCACACUAAAAAACAGGUUGGAGUCAAGGGAAUUGUCAAACCUUGAAUUACAGAGUCAUUCUUCAGCUGCUGUUGAAAGUCUUCAGUCAAAUCUUCAAUCUAAAGAGGCUGAAUGUGAGACCUUGAAAGAACAGAUUUCACACCUUAAAGAAUCUGUCACGAAGCUCAACGGUAGCCUGGAAGCACAGAUGGCCAAUUCAGAAAACCUAAGAAAGGCAUUAAUGGAAAAAGAGGCAGCUCUUCUGCACCAAUCAGAGACUCUUAAGGAUGUUCAGAGAAGAGCAGAUGAGGCUUUGCUCUUCAAGUCACAGUUCAUGGAAAGCACCGAGUUGGUGUCACAGCUGCAGAGUCACAAUGAGCUGUUGUCUGCCGAGGCAGAAAAUCUCAGAAAGUCAUCAGAGGAAACACAUAUUGCGUUCAGUAACCUAAAAGAGAAAUAUGCAGCCAGUUUGGAGGAGCUGCAAGACAUGAGGAGGCAAAUGUCUCACCAGGUUGAUGAGGUUUCCAAACUGCAGAGGUUAUUGGAUGAUUUCAGUAUGGAACGUCAGGCAGCAACUACAACCAUAGAAACACUGAGAAAUGAGUUAUCUGUAAUCCAUCACAAACUUGAGCAAAGUGGAGAUCUGAACACGAGUCUCACAAAGGAAAAGGACGAAGCGUUUUCUGCUAAUCAAGCAAGUGUGUCGAUGCUGACCCUUGAGAUAGACAGGCUCAAAUCACAGCAUCUUCAAGUUGUUGCACAAAUGGAUGCACUGACAGAAAACCUGGAGCAGAGAGAAAUGGCUCUCCAUGCAAUUAAUAGUCAGUACACAGCCCAGGCCAAACAUGCAUCACAGCUGGUCUCAGAAAUGCAAAAACUAGAGGAGAAAAAUCAGCAACUUAAGAAGGAAUUUGGUAUGUCAAAAGCAGAACAUCAGAACCGUCUUACCUCUGUCUGUAACGAGAACUCACAUUUGCAGGACGAAGUAAGAAAGCUUCUUGCAGAGAAGGAAGAGCUGGAAAGGAAACAUCAACAGUUGUGCAUGUCACAGGGGGAACUGCAGCUUCAAAUGGAGCAGCAGUCCAGCAGCAUGAAGGAAAUGGUGGAGAAAAUGGUGCUGGAGAAGGAGGAGCUUCAAGCAAAGAAGCUGGAUGAAAAGAUGGUUUACAAAAAAUUACCUGAAGAAAUCACCAGAUCACGGGAAGUGGAGACUCUGAGGUGUGACACAGAGAGGAAGGACACGCUUCUAGUCAAGCAGGAAUCUUUGGCGGACACGAUGGUGAGUCAGUUGGAGUCAGAGAAGGUUCGACUUCAUGGAGACCUGCAGCGGUGCAUGUAUGAGAUCCAACAACGAGACCACUACCUCCAGCAACUCAACACCAAGCUACAGCAGGCUGUCGAAGAAAAAGGGGCCUGUGCAGCUCAGAUGAGAGCUGUUGUCCAAACCCUGAGGGACACACAGAACCGCUGCCACUGGCUGGAAACUCAAGUACAAGGCCAAGCUCAGCAGGGGUCAGUGUAUGCUGAGGUUGCACCCGGAGCCCCACAGGAGAGAAGCCGUGAGUCUAUGGUUGUUGAAACGGCUGAAGUCGGUCAGCUCCGUGAUAGGCUGCUGGAGGUGGAGCAGAUUCUGGCCGAUGAGAGAGCAAGGAGAGAGACAGCUGAGGAAGCUUUACGUCUGGCCGAGGACAGAGUGAAGAGUGUGUCUGGUGCAUCCAGAGUUGACGAACCCGAUUUCAGUAUCGACAUGGAGACGGAGGAGGGAUGGGGUGCUCUGAGUCUCGACCCCAACCAGCCUCUGAUCACACGACAGGUGAAAGGCGGCAUGGUGGCGUGUCGUCGCUGGCUCAGAGGGAGGAGCCUCUACUUCUCCAAGCUGCUGACCAGCCGCACUCGCUCUCGAUACCUGUUCCUGGCCUACUUGCUCACAAUCCAUGUGCUUGUCCUCAUGUGCCUCACUGGCGCCCUGUAGUGACGCCACACUGGCCUCAGAACGGUUCAAAUGUGAAGCUGACGUCUGAGCUGGAGAUCGAGAAAAGUCGCUUCCUGGUAUUUGUUCAGGAAAGUUAGCACUGACAGAUUUCACCUGACUUUCAGUUAAAUUCACUCUUUAUUUUACUUUUUUUUUAUAUUGUAUUAAUUGAUUAGAUUCAGAGGUGACAUCUGAGCUCUGGUUUGUUGAGAUUAAUUAAAUGUAAAAAGUUAAUUGAAACAGAGCCUUAAAGCUUUAAACUCGCUCUCCUAUCAUUACUAUAAUAAUAAUAAUAAUAACAUAAUAAUAAUCGGGUCUAUUGCCUACAGUUUUGCUGUCAAUUUCUUUUAUAAAGGAGAAAAAGAGCGAGGCGUACUUUGACUUGAACUUCUCUGUAAAAGGCCGAUGCAGGAGCAGAAAACAGAACACUAAUGUACAAACGAUGUGUCUUAAAUCCAGCUUCUUCUCCAGCUUGUUUUCCUUCCUUUUAAAUCAAAAAACAAACAAGCACCUCGUCCGUCGGUACGUCGGCCGCUGCUUCCCUCUCCUCGACUGCUUUCAUGACUUUGCACACGGUCGUUGAUGCCGAGUUUAAACUAUGCACUGAGCACAGCCACAGGUAGAUUCAUCUCAUAUCCUCAGACCACAUAUCGUCACCUUUAAUGUAAACUGUGGAGCCAAAAGUGUGUGUGUGUGUGUGUGUGUUUGUGUGUGUGCGUGCGCGCACUCGCUCACCUUGGCAGGACAAAUAAUGCCUUGUCCCUGUUAAAAAUAUGUCGCUAAAAAGUGAUGAAUACACAAGCUGUAUAUAUUUAAAGGUACAGUUCAGGAAUGUUAAAGUGGGGUUAUAUGAGUUACUUAUAGUAUGGUCAGUGUGUUACUUACAGGUGACUGGGAGAUCAGUGAAGCAUGGCAACAAUCAGGGACAACAAGAAAACUAAAGUCAGACGGACUUUUCCAACAGGACAUGGAGGUUUGCAUUGCUUUGUAAAGCAGUGAUUUUGUCUUGGUCUGCUGGCUUCCCAACAGCAAGGCGACAUACAUGCUACUGCAUUUCCAUUUGCUUAUCUAGUUAAAGAAUAACUCACAAGAAACAACCAUGGAAAGAAUUCAGAGAUGGAAUUUCUUUUAUCGCACUGACGAGUAGGUAAAUCUGAAACUAAAAGUGUUGGUAAACCUUUUCUUUCACAUCUGUUUGUGGAGUCACAAUAAGAAGGAGAUACAGUUCACUGCAUCAUUGUUUUCAAAGGUCUACAUUUCUGCCUGUUUCAACUAAAAACAGCUGAGAAGUUUUUAAAAAUAAAACAAAGGCAGUGUUGACUAAGGUAGUGUAGACAGCAGGUGGAAUUUGCUACAUUAACCUCACUGUCUAUAAGAAACUGAUAUGACCCCCCCACUCAAGAAACUAUCCCUUUAAAGUUGUCCCGUAUUUAUGUUUUUGCAUCUUCAGCUGUAUCUCUAUGACUGUGUCUGUAUGUAUGUACAGUAUAUUUACAUUUAUUCCCGCUCUGCUUGACAUACGAUGACUGUACAUUUCUUCUUGAUUGUUGAAAGUUGGAAAAUGUUAUUAAGUGAGAGAAAGUUUUCAGUUAACAAGCCAAAAAAAAAACCUAUGUAACGAUGUAAACAAAUUAUUUCUGGCUCGUUAAUUGAUCUUUUGAUUGUUGUAAUGAUCUGUACAUAUGGAUGACUGGUGGACAACUGAAUCUAUUUAUGAAAAAAAAAAAAAACUACUGAAGAAAUGUUGAAACGGCAUAUUUUUCUCUUCUGCCUCUAUUUUCAAAGCCUUAUUUUAAAGACAAAGUGAGGCUUCACUUGGUGCAAUAAAAAGGAAAAACUGAGCUGUUCCAGGUCACAUUUUAAUAAAGCCGUAUGAAGUUUUCUUCUGUUUGCACAGGUGACGUGCUGUUU